Molecule: messenger RNA, 969 nt
Organism: Paramecium tetraurelia
Lineage: Eukaryota; Ciliophora; Oligohymenophorea; Peniculida; Parameciidae
Exons: 3
Molecular function (GO): calcium ion binding
Source: RefSeq, a predicted model, not a curated record
AUGGAUUAAUCACAAUUAUUGAACAUUUGGAAAGGAAUCAAGGAAACCCUUCAAAAGAAAUACAAUGACAGUAAUACAGCAUACUAUGAUUUGGAUGUAAAUAACUCUGGAGAAAUUGAGAUUGAUGAUCUGGAAUCGGAAUUAAAGAGAAAUCAUAAUAUCCAAUCUGAUGAAACCAUUAAAUAGCUAUUUGAAUAUUUGAACACCUCAAAAUCUGGAGCCAUAGAUUUAGAAGAAUUUGAAACUCAUUGGACUCAAGCUGAUUACAAUAUAAAGCAAGCAAAAAAUUAAUAAUAGUCUUAACAAAAACCUAAAUAAGAGACAGAACAAUAACUUUUAACUUCGUCUGGAUAGAAAUCAACACAAUAGUUCUCUGAUCUAUUUAAAAGUUAUGCUUCUGGAAAUUCACCUACUAAAUACAUCAAUAUUUAAGGAGAUUUCUAAAUUAAUCACUUUACUCAAACUAUUACUCCUAAAUAUGAGCAAUAACGACCUCUUAAUUUUUUGGAUAAUUUCAAUUAUAACAAGAAAAUAUCACCGCCGAAACAUUCCUAUUUAGUGAAAGAUAGAAAUGAAAUUUCGUAAGAUAGACUUAAAGAAAUGUAAUAAAGAAUUACUAACAUAUUUAAUGGAAUUCCAGAACGCAAAAACUCAUCUCCAAAAUUGAGAAUGGAUUUUGAUACUUACCUUAAUAAACAAUUGGGAAAACCAAACACAACUAGAAGGCAGACUUCAUAUCCUUAAUUUUCAUUUGAUUUUCAGAAUCUCUAUCCUUAGAGAAGGAGCUAGAAAAAUUAUGAAUAAAGAUUUUCCUUUAAUACAAGAACUGACACAUCUCCUAAUAGAUCUUAAGAUAGAAUAUCAUUAUAAUAAUAUGCAUAUUAAUUUUUUGAUAGAACUUACGAACUCAAAAAAAACUUCACCUUUUAUAGGGUUUAACCUAAAACAACGUUUAUGUUCAGAUUAUGA